CGCGCAGACGUUUGUCCCGGGCCGGGCCCAGCCAUGGCGGUGCUUCAUUACUACCAGCGCCCCGGGGCAGAGAGCGUCCCUGCCUCCCUGCUGCGCUCGGCCCAAGCUGUGCUGGGGGGCGUCCGCGCCCUGCACCGGGAGCUCUGCUACAACGUCAGCUGGACAGGCGUGUCGCCCCCCAGCCCCCAGGAGACCCAGCUGCUGCACUGGCUCUUUGGCUGCCCCUUGGAAUCCGGAGACGUUGCCGCGGACUCGUUCCUGCGCCCGACGCCCACCGACCUGCUGAUGGAGAUCGGGCCGCGGCUGAGCUUCUCCACGCCGUUCUCCACCAACGUGGUGUCCGUGUGCCGGGCCGUGGGGCUGGGCUGCGUGGACCGUGUCGAGCGCUCCCAUCGCUACCUGCUGCAGUGUGCCCGGUGCCCCACGCCCGCCGAGGAGGCUGCGCUGGAGGCGGUGCUCAGUGACCGGAUGACGGAGCAGCGCUACCAGGAGCCGAUCCGCAGCUUCGCCGUGGCCGCCCGUCCUGCCCCCACCUGGCAGGUGGAUGUGCUGGGGGGGGGCCGCACCGCGCUGGAGAGAGCCAGCCAGGAGCUGGGCCUGGCCUUCGACUCCUGGGACCUGGAUUUCUACACCGAGCUCUUCAAGAGAUUCGGGCGCAACCCGACCAGCGUGGAGUGCUUCGACCUGGCCCAGUCCAACAGCGAGCACAGCCGACACUGGUUCUUCAAAGGGCGCCUCCUGGUGGACGGGAAGGAGCUUGCAGAGUCGCUGUUCGCGUCCAUCAUGCGCACCCAGGAGAGCAGCAACCCCAACAACGUCAUCAAAUUCUCAGACAACAGCAGUGCUGGGCGAGGGCACCGGGCAAGGGGUCCCCGUAUACACAGCCCCCAUGCCCCACCCCAGAGCUGGCUGCAUCUGUACUCAGGGGGGUGUCCGCUCGCUCUCACCCCCAUCUCCUCCCCAGGGGUGGCCCCAUUCAGCGGCGCCACGACGGGAACAGGCGGGCGGAUCCGGGACGUGCAGUGCACGGGGCGUGGGGCCCACGUCAUCGCCGGCACGGCCGGGUACAGCUUCGGAAACCUGCACAUCCCUGGCUACGCUCUGCCCUGGGAGGACCCGGCGUUGCCCUACCCCCAGGAGUACGCCCACCCCUUGCAGGUGGCGCUCAGGGCCAGCGAUGGAGCCUCGGACUACGGCAAUAAAUUCGGGGAACCUGUCCUGGCCGGGUUCUCCCGUUCCUUCGGCCAGCGGCUCCCCGACGGGCAGCGCCGCGAGUGGAUCAAGCCCAUCAUGUUCAGCGGGGGGAUCGGCGCCAUGGAGGACAUUCACGUGCGCAAGGAGCCCCCCGAGCCUGGGAUGCAGGUGGUGAAAGUAGGGGGCCCCGUGUACCGGAUCGGAGUCGGGGGGAGCUCAGCCUCCUCCAUCCAGGUGCAGGGGGACAAUGCCAGCGAGCUGGAUUUUGGGGCGGUGCAGCGGGGGGACCCCGAGAUGGAGCAGAAGAUGAACCGGGUGCUGCGGGGCUGCGUGGAGAGAGGGAAGACCAACCCCAUCUGCAGCCUGCACGACCAGGGGGCCGGGGGCAACGGGAACGUGCUGAAGGAGCUGAGUGACCCAGCCGGGGCCGUGAUCUAUGCCAGCCGCUUCCAGCUGGGGGACCCCACGCUGAGCGUGCUGGAGAUCUGGGGGGCCGAGUACCAGGAGUCCAACGCCCUCCUGCUGCGCCCCACUGAUGCUGAGCUGCUGCAGCGCCUGGGCCAGCGUGAACGCUGCCCCGUGGACAUCGUGGGGACCAUCACCGGGGACGGACAGGUACGGGUGCCGGGGCACAGGGCAGGGUUGAGCCCAGCGAUGGGGGGCUGCGGGGGGACCGGGAGAAUCUCCACUACCUCACAUCCUGCCCCUCCCCGACCCCACGUCUCUGCCGAAGUCCCAUGGGGGGUGAUGCCCCCUCCGGCCCCAGCUCUCUGUCCCCCCAGCCUGCAGGGUUCCUGCCGCCUGAGCCGUGUCCCCCUGUGGCAGGUGGACCGGUCGGUGACGGGGCUGGUGGCCCAGCAGCAGUGCGUGGGGCCCCUGCACACCCCCCUGGCCGACGUGGCCGUGGUGGCUCUGUCCCCCUUCGAAACGGUGGGGGCGGCCACGGCCCUCGGGGAGCAGCCGCUCAAGGGACUGAUCGACCCAGGCGCGGGGGCCCGGCUGGCCGUGGGCGAGGCGCUCACCAACCUGGUCUUCGCCCGCGUCACCGACCUGCGAGACGUGAAGUGCAGCGGGAACUGGAUGUGGGCGGCCAAGCAGGCGGGCGAGGGGGCGGCGCUGGUGGACGCCUGUGGGGCCAUGUGCGACGUCAUGGCCCAGCUGGGGGUGGCCGUGGACGGGGGCAAGGACUCGCUCAGCAUGGCAGCCCGCGUGGGCACAGACAUCGUCAUGGCGCCCGGGACAUUGGUCAUCUCAGCCUACGCCGUGUGUCCGGACAUCACGGCCACCGUCACACCCGACCUCAAGUGCCCUGAUGGCAAAGAGUCGGUGCUGAGUGCGGGGCACGACGUGAGCGACGGGGGGCUGGUGACCUGCCUGCUGGAAAUGGCCUUUGCCGGGAACUGUGGGCUGCAGGUGGAGCUGGUGGCACCCGGCGCCAGCGGUGAGUGGGGGGCCCUGCCCCGAACCCCACAAUCUGGUGGUAACUGGGGGCCCCCGCACCCCACCCCAGAGGCAGCUGAAUCUCAGCACUGGGUGAGGGGUCCCUGUAUACACAGCCCUUGUGCCCCAUCCUAUUUCACAAAUAUGAUGGCCUGUUCUGGGGGCUGUCCCACGGGGGGGUCUGCCCGUCUCAGCCCCUUUUCCUCUGCCCCAGGUUGCAUGCGGUUCCACUCACCCAAGGUGCUGGCUGCAGUGACGUCGGGGGGCCUGGCCCCACUGCGCUACGUGGAUGACCAGGGCCAGCCCACCCAGGAGUAUCCCCUGAACCCCAACGGCUCCCCGCUGGGCAUCGCCGGGCUCUGCUCGCCCGACGGGCGCCACUUGGCCAUGAUGCCCCACCCCGAGCGCUGCGUCCUGCCCUGGCAGUGGCCCUGGAUGCCGCCCGCCUGGCGCCGCACUGUGGAGGUCUCGCCCUGGCUGCGCAUGUUCCAGAACGCCUGCGAGUGGUGCCUGCGCCACCCCGAGGGGGAGUCCUGACUACGGAGCCCGGGCACCCGCCGGGGCUCAGAGCCAAAGGGCCCGAAGUUCCCACGGGAUUUAGUUCCCGGCUCGGACCAGAGACACACAGAUGCUGCUGCUCGUCUAUAUGUGCAAAGGAAAAACUCGUUUUUAAAGUGGCCCUUGGUC
Messenger RNA from Chelonoidis abingdonii (Abingdon island giant tortoise), 3321 nucleotides. The record is from RefSeq and is a predicted model, not a curated record. NCBI's taxonomy places the organism in Eukaryota, Metazoa, Chordata, Testudines, Testudinidae.